AUGAUUUGGAGCUCAGCUUUACUGCUCGGCUUGGUCCUGGGGACGGGUGCUUUUGUGCUGGAUGAUCCAGAGGAUGGUGGGAAGCACUGGGUGGUGAUCGUUGCUGGCUCCAAUGGCUGGUACAACUAUAGGCACCAGGCAGAUGCAUGCCAUGCCUACCAGAUCGUCCAUCGCAAUGGGAUUCCCGACGAGCAGAUCAUCGUGAUGAUGUACGACGACAUCGCCAACUAUGAAGACAACCCCACUCCAGGCAUCGUGAUUAACAGACCCAACGGCACAGACGUGUACAGCGGUGUCCUCAAGGAUUACACCGGUGAGGAUGUCACCCCAGGAAAUUUCCUUGCUGUGUUGAAAGGUGAUGCAGAGGCAGUGAAGGGCAAAGGCUCCGGGAAAGUCUUGAAGAGUGGCCCCCGGGAUCACGUCUUCGUGUACUUCACCGAUCACGGAGCUCCGGGGUUGCUGGCUUUUCCUAACGAUGAUCUUCACGUGAAGGACUUGAACAAGACCAUCCAUUACAUGUACAAGCACAAGAUGUACCAAAAGAUGGUGUUCUACAUUGAAGCCUGCGAAUCUGGUUCCAUGAUGAAGCAUCUGCCCGAUGACAUCAAUGUUUAUGCAACUACUGCUGCCAACCCCAGCGAGUCGUCCUAUGCCUGCUACUAUGACGAACAGAGAGCCACCUACCUGGGCGACUGGUACAGCGUCAACUGGAUGGAAGACUCAGACGUGGAGGACUUGACGAAGGAGACCCUGCACAAGCAAUACCAGCUGGUCAAAUCCCACACCAACACCAGCCACGUCAUGCAGUACGGAAACAAAUCCAUCUCCACCAUGAAGCUGAUGCAGUUUCAGGGCAUCAAACACAAAGCCAGCUCGCCCAUCUCCCUGCCUCCUGUCAAGCACCUGGACCUCACCCCUAGCCCCGAGGUGCCCCUGGCCAUCAUGAAAAGGAAACUCAUGGCUACCAAUGACCUGCAGGAGACCCGGGACCUUCUCCAGAAGAUAGACAGGCAUCUGGAGGCCCGGCACCUCAUAGAGAAGUCUGUGCAAAGGAUUAUCUCCAUGCUGGUGACAUCUGAAGCGGAGCUGGAGGAGUGCCUCACCAAGAGAGCGGAGCUCACAGAGUACUCCUGCUACCAGGACGCUGCCACGUACUUCCGCACACACUGCUUCAACUGGCAUUCCUCCAAGUACGAGUAUGCGUUGAGACAUUUGUAUGUGCUGGUCAACCUCUGUGAGAAGCCCUACCCAGUGGACAGAAUAAAGCUGGCUAUGGACAAGGUGUGCCUCGGUUACUACUGA
This is a messenger RNA of Chrysochloris asiatica (Cape golden mole), 1302 nucleotides long. It is a transcript of the gene LGMN, whose product is annotated as legumain. The transcript has 13 exons. NCBI's taxonomy places the organism in Eukaryota, Metazoa, Chordata, Mammalia, Afrosoricida, Chrysochloridae. Gene Ontology annotation, biological process: vacuolar protein processing. Gene Ontology annotation, molecular function: cysteine-type endopeptidase activity. Bases 1 to 1302 code for a protein of 433 amino acids. The record is from RefSeq and is a predicted model, not a curated record.